GCGGGCGCGCGGCGCGCCGCGCUGAGCAAGCGGCGCGACGAGCAGCGCGCGGCGAGGGCUGAGGCGGAGGCGGCGCUGCGGCGCGCGUCCGAGCCCACCUCCACGGCCUCCGAGCUCUGCGCCGCGCUCGCCGCCGGCCGCGCCGCCGACACGAGAGGCGUGUGUGCAAGCGGCUGGCCGAGGAGGCGGAGAUGCCGCUCCGCCGGGCUCGAGGGGGACGCGUCCGCGGACGGGCUUGGCUCGCUCGGCGCGGCGACCGGCCGCUGGCUCACCCGGGGCAUGCUGGAGGCGUAUGCGUGCCUCGGCGCCGCGCUGGCGGAGGAGCAGGCGGCCGCCGAGCGCGCCGCCGCGCACGAGCAGCUGUCCGGCGGCCGCGCUCGCUCCCUCAGCCUCGGACGCGACCGCGCCGGCGCGUCCUACUGGGCCAUCGGCCCGCGGGCGCCGCUGAGCGUGUGGGUUGAGCCGUCGCCGCGCGGAGGGCAGCGGGGCGGCGGGGCGGCCGGGUGGCGCCGCUGCGUCGGCUUGGCGGCGGUGGAGGCGCUCGCCGCAUCGCUUGACGCGCGCGGCGCCGCCGAGCGAUCGCUGCAAAAGUCGCUCUGGCGGUUGUGCGACGACUCGCUGCGCGCCGAGCACGACGCGGCUGCGGCGCCGUCCCGCGCCGCGCUCGAGUCGCUGCUGCCUCCGUUCGAGCCCGCGCCUCCUCCCGCGCCGCCGGCUGGCCUCGCCAUCCACGAGCACGCCGAGUCGCUCCCGGGAGGGCUGCUGGCGGCGGAG
Molecule: messenger RNA, 774 nt
Organism: Emiliania huxleyi CCMP1516
Lineage: Eukaryota; Haptophyta; Isochrysidales; Noelaerhabdaceae
Exons: 4
Source: RefSeq, a predicted model, not a curated record